Messenger RNA from Papaver somniferum (opium poppy), 860 nucleotides. Its product is annotated as ribonuclease 1-like. Gene Ontology annotation, biological process: RNA catabolic process. Bases 52 to 738 code for a protein of 228 amino acids. Lineage: Eukaryota; Viridiplantae; Streptophyta; Magnoliopsida; Ranunculales; Papaveraceae. The record is from RefSeq and is a predicted model, not a curated record. The transcript is spliced from 3 exons. Gene Ontology annotation, molecular function: RNA binding; ribonuclease T2 activity. Gene Ontology annotation, cellular component: extracellular region.
ACAACACAACAAAGUAUCAACCUCGAUCACAUUUCUCUUGUUUACAAAAAUAUGAUGAAAUCAUCCAGUUUAGUUUUCUUGCUCUCUCAAAUCUUUGUGUUCCAACAGUUAGCAGUAUGUGUUUCACAGAAUUUUGAUUUCUUCUACUUUGUUCAACAGUGGCCAGGUUCUUACUGUGACACAAAGAAAAGCUGUUGUUACCCAACCACAGGAAAACCAGCAGCUGAUUUUGGUAUUCAUGGUUUAUGGCCGAACUAUAACGAUGGAUCAUACCCAUCUGACUGCGAUGACAGCAAUCCAUUCGAUCCAUCAUCUAUUUCUAGUAUUAGACGUCAAAUGCAAUCUGAAUGGCCAACAUUAGCUUGUCCAAGCGGAAAUGGUGACAAAUUUUGGGGGCACGAAUGGAAUAAACAUGGGACCUGUUCCCAGGACAUUCUCGACCAACCUGGGUACUUUCAAGCGUCUCUAAAGUUGAAACAACAAACAGACCUCCUCAACGUCCUUCAAAAUGCAGGAAUUAAUCCAGAUGGUGAAUUUUACAGCUUGACCAGUAUAACAAAAGCCAUAAGAGACUCUACAGGAUUCACCCCAGGGGUAGAAUGCAAUGUGGAUCCAUCUGGUAACAGUCAGCUCUACCAGAUCUACAUUUGUGUUGAUACAUCUGCAACCACCUUGAUUGAAUGUCCUAAACUUCCAAGAGGAAAGUGCUCUUCAAGAAUCGAGUUCCCUAUUUUCUAAAUAUUAUGUACAUGUUGGACAUGUUUCUUUCGUUGGUUUCCUGUCGCAAUUUGCAAAUUUUAAUAAGCUGCCUUGCAGUAUGCUUGUAAUUUGGAUUCUUCUAAUACAAUUCCUUUGUUGAA